Rhododendron vialii is the source of this 480-nucleotide messenger RNA. RefSeq lists its product as uncharacterized. The coding region runs from base 1 to 480 and encodes 159 amino acids. The record is from RefSeq and is a predicted model, not a curated record. The transcript has 2 exons. Lineage: Eukaryota; Viridiplantae; Streptophyta; Magnoliopsida; Ericales; Ericaceae.
AUGUUGGUUGAACCAUUAGCUGAGCUCCACCCACACCAUCCUCCACUCCCUCUCCCUCCAGCUCAUCACCUCCCUCCUCCCACUCCUCUCUAUCCCCCUUCCUCACCUCCCUCUGUUGGUUGCCCCACUCCUCUCUCUCCUCCUCCCCCCACCACCCCUUUCUCUCCUCCCCUCCUUGCUGCCGGCGACCGCCAGGGCCGCAUCGCCCUCCUCCACCCCCUCAUUAACAAAUCUGCCAUUCUCUUCCUCGACUCCGAUCACAACUCCAAGUCCGACAUCCAAAACCUCUACUGGAUCCAGACCCAACUCAACAACAACUCAUUCAGAACCCUCACCACCCUCUCUGGACCCUCCCUCCUCUCUUUCUCUCUUCUGCAUCCGACGCAACCUCUUCAACUUGAGAAGGUUCUGUGCCCUAGGACUCAAAGGAUUCUUUCUGUCAUCAUGCACGAGGAUGAGUCAGAGAAAGACGUCGUGUAA